Bactrocera dorsalis (oriental fruit fly) is the source of this 2501-nucleotide messenger RNA. RefSeq names its product peritrophin-48. Gene Ontology annotation, molecular function: chitin binding. Gene Ontology annotation, cellular component: extracellular region. The record is from RefSeq and is a predicted model, not a curated record. The coding region runs from base 113 to 1096 and encodes 327 amino acids. NCBI's taxonomy places the organism in Eukaryota, Metazoa, Arthropoda, Insecta, Diptera, Tephritidae. The transcript is spliced from 3 exons.
CGUAAGAAAAAUCAUUCCAGUAUCAAGUGACCAUCGUAAGCAAAAGUUCUUCGGCGGACUGUGGUAAAAUAGCUUCUUAACUUGCAAAUUGAUAUUUAAUGCAAUUAUUAAAAUGUUCAAAAAGUCGUUACUUAUACUUAAUCUGCUCUUCUACCUAAAUGACUUUGGCGCAUGUGUAACCACAUUAACCGAUCCAAGGGAAUUGUGUAGUCUUUUCAAGAGUGGCACGCGCAUUCGAAAUCCCGGCUCAUGUACAGAAUAUAUAGAUUGUUCCAACUCUACGGGUGUUAUGUACUCAUGCCCAUCUCUACAAAAGUUUGAUCGCAGCGCACAAAGUUGUGUCUUAGAAGCCAAACUUUCUGAUGGUGACGACUAUUGCCGCAAUCGGUGCUUAAAUAUUAAUGGUAAAUGGGUAACCGACCCAGCUACUUGUAAGGGAUAUUUCUACUGUGACAAUGGUCAACCACUGCAGGGCUAUUGUGAUAAUGGUUAUUAUUUCAAUGAAGCCAAAUCAAUGUGCGAUUUUGAAAAUGUGAACUAUUGUAAUAUUAUACCAGAAAUUUGUGACUUAGUACCGGACGGCACGAAUUAUCGUAACUCAACAGAUUGCAGUACUUACUACCAAUGUAAAAAUGGCAAGAGUGUAAGCCAAAAAUGCACAAAAUACUUCGAUGUCGAAACUAGUGCCUGUGGAACAAAGUUACCGGAAUAUCCUUGCGUGCCUAAAUUUGAUUGUAAAAAUCGCAAAGGUUUCUAUUCCGAUGGUGUGUCAUGUCGUGGUUAUUUUUACUGUCGGGAUUAUGGAAAGGAAAAUGACUUAAGCCCCAUCUUUAUGCAAUGUCCAACUGGCAAAUUAUUCGACCAAACAAGCUCAUCAUGUACUGAUCCUACCGAAUCGGAUUGCAGUUAUAAUCGAUGCCAAGGUCGGGGUGACAUGGAUGUUCAAACUAAUGACGACAAUUGCAGAAGCUAUACGGUUUGCAAAAAUGGUGAGGAAAUUGAAAAAAAGCGGUGCAGCGGCGAUAAGUUCUUUGAUGAAAAGUCGCAGGCCUGUGUGUAUACUUUAAUUACCUACAAAUGUUGCGAUGGAAAAUAGCAUUGCCGGCCUUGUAGUAAAUUACGGUAAUCUGCGCAAACAUCCAUUUAAAUUGUAGUAAUUGUGGCAGAAAUAAAGGAAAUAUCAAUAGUAUUUCAUAUAUAAUACAACUUAUGGUAACUUAUUUAUUAAUUAUUUAAUAUCAGCUUAUUUAUAUUUUAUGCCUGUUAUGAAAUUUGCAAUAAGACCGAAACAGAAAAUUGAUCGACAUGAUUCGGAGGGUUGGCUAUAUGUAAGUAAAGCAGGUACCAUGCCCGGCUCGUGUUUAGAUGACUCUCACGCCUCGAUGUGAUGUGAUUUAAAAGUCAUGAGGUACCUCACGGGAAGUUGACUCUAUAAAAGAAAAGCAGGCACCACGCCUGACCAGUUUUUAGGUAACCCUCACAGCUCGAUGUAUUGUGGUUUGAAAGGCAUUAGGUGACCUCACGUGAAGCUAAGCAUCCGUGCCUGGCCAAUGCUUAGGAGACUCUCAUGCCGUGAUGUAAUUUGGUUUGAAAGUCAUAAGGUGACUUCAGGGUAAGCUGGCAGCCAGCUGGCUCUAAAUAAGUAAAUAAGGCAACGUGACUGGUCAGUACUAAAGUGACUCUCGCGCCUCGAUUUCAUUUGAUAUGUAAGUCACGAGGUGACUGCAGAGAAUACCGAAUGUGAAAUGGCUCUAUAAAUAAAGCAGUCAAAAGAGCUAGGAAAAAACUAUUUAUUUAGUAUUUGUGACGUCAUGUUUUCGCCAGUAGUCAAAGUCAUUUCUACUAAUUUUCAUAGAAAUAUGAGAAAAGAAAAUGAAUGGCUUCUAUCACUUUGCUUGCAUAGCCAUUUUAGUUUUGUUUAAAUUAAAAGUUGCAUUAACAAGUUUUUAUAUGUAUAUAAAAUUGUCGUAAAAUAAAUAAAUUAUUAAUUCCUGAUCAACCCUGGAAUACUAUAAUGUUGCCGGAAAGAUAAAGUUUUAAUACCUUGUCUCCGCCGGCAAUAAUUAUUGACGCCCAUAUUAGAGAGUACUAAGCAAUAUUGCUGCGCAGUUAUUUGUGAUUUGAAUAAAAUCAUGCUGUUUUUAUAUGCGAAGUCCCUCAAAACUUCAAUACAAUGAAGGAACUUCCGCGGAUUCUUCCCAUAUACAAUGUGCAACUUAUGAGGCUUUUGUGUAUGAAAUAUCAAUUGUUAAUAUAAGAAUUGUAUAAGGGUACUAACAGUACAUGUUUGUCUUUUAAAUUAAAUUAAAUGUAUUUUUAAAUGUGUGUAUUGAAAUAUUGCCAACUGGCAACUCUUUACUUUCAUUGCUGUGAAAUUCGGUCGAUGUCGUAUCUGUGCUCGCGUGUGAGUUUUUUCGCAGAUUUUCGCAUAUAUUUUAGAAAAAAUAAGUGUUAAUUUUAGUUAUAACUGUUGUGCAACUACUUUGUGUGUUUUUUAGUAG